Molecule: messenger RNA, 1442 nt
Organism: Centruroides sculpturatus (bark scorpion)
Lineage: Eukaryota; Metazoa; Arthropoda; Arachnida; Scorpiones; Buthidae
Product: upstream-binding protein 1-like
Exons: 10
Coding region: 1-1083 (360 amino acids)
Biological process (GO): regulation of transcription by RNA polymerase II
Cellular component (GO): nucleus
Molecular function (GO): RNA polymerase II cis-regulatory region sequence-specific DNA binding; DNA-binding transcription activator activity, RNA polymerase II-specific
Source: RefSeq, a predicted model, not a curated record
AUGCAUUUAGAAUUUGUUCCUCCAAGUCAAAUGAUCAACCAGUGUUUUUAUCAAGAAGUUUUGAGAAGGUUGCAUCAAGAUUUGCAGAACAAUCUGGAGUUAUGGCAAACAGCUGACUGGGUUUUCCGUUAUGACAACAAUUCUGCCCAUACUGUUUUUGGCCAAAACUGGUCAAACAUUCAGAGCAACAUUCCAUUAUCCUAUGGUAUAUAUGAAGCAGUUAGCGAUUCUCAAAAUUGUAAUCGAUGUGAAUUUCUCUGGGAUCCAACAAAAGAAACAGGAGUUUUUAUACGGGUUAAUUGCAUAAGCACUGAAUUUACGCCAAAGAAACACGGAGGUGAGAAAGGAGUACCAUUUAGAAUUCAAAUAGAAACUUUUUCUUAUGGUGAUGGAGCAUCAGUCAGAUUGCAUGCAGCUUCUUGUCAAGUUAAAGUUUUUAAGGCUGCACCUCUAGAUACACUGUAUCUGUCUUCACCACCACCACCACCACCACCACCUCCAUCCACUACCACUGUUGUUACAUCAGUUACUACAGUAUCUACAUUACCUACAACUCAGUCUACUAUUGGAGACACACAAACUGUUACGGUUCAGUCUCAAGUCCUGUCAUCAGAGGCAAAUUCAACAGAAACUGCACAAUGGUUACAACAGCAUAGAUUUGGUACUUUUGUUCGGACAUUUUCCAAUUUCUCUGGUGCUGAUAUUUUAAGGCUGUCUCGUGAUGAUUUAAUUCAGAUAUGUGGCCUUGCUGAUGGUAUUAGAUUAUUUAAUGCAUUGCAUUCCAGAGCAAUACGUCCUCGCCUUACUAUGUAUGUGUGUUUAUCAACAGAACAAGUAUUUCGUGCUGUUUAUUUAGAAAAUUUGACUGUUUCUGAUCUUAGUACUAAACUUGGAUCAUUAUUCAGAAUACCAACUCAUUACAUUCAUGAAAUCUACAUUAAUGGUCCAUCUGGAAUCCAUAUUCUAGUUAAUGAUGAGGUAAUACAGAAUAUACCAGAAGAGUCUAUGUAUACAAUUGAAAUGCUAAUGGAAAAAUCAAGUGAAUUAUGUAGAAUAUUGUUCAAGCCAUAUUCACAGCACUGAUUUUGUGUAAAAGAUUUUGUAAAGUAGAAAAAAGUGUGUAUGAAAUAUUUGCAUUGCAAUAUAUCAUGAUUCUUCAGAUAACAUUUGAAUGAAACUUGUGUAUAAAAAAGAAACAUUUUUUUAUAAAAAUACUUACAUUGUGUACAUAUUUAGAUUAUCAUAAUUACAGGUGUAUGUUUUGUAUGUGUAAAUAUAAAUAGAGUGUAUGAGAAGAGAGAGUGUAACAUUAUCUUCAUCAAAUGUUAAGAAUUGAAAAAAUUGUUUACAAUUAAGAAAAUAUUAUAAAAUGCAUUUUCUUUAAUAUAAUAUUAUGAAGUUUUUCACAUGCAAUUAAUUUAUAGUUUGUAGAACAGUAGUUA